CUACUCGCUUACUUUCACUUUCACUGGGCAAAGCGCUGAGAGUGGGAGAAAUAGACUGAACAGUGACAGGGGAAUGAGGGGAUAAAGAAGACCCACAAAAGCCAUAGGAAAAGCUCAGCCAGAAGGUGACAAUGCCACAGGGCAAACAGACCGUAGUCGGGAUUUUCUCCAGAAGUGGGAAAGAAGAAUACCCAUGGCUUGUCAAUGUUCUGAGGAAAGAUGCCAACAUCUGCCCCCGGCCCUUCGUCAUUACCAACUCCAAUGCCUCUGCUUUUAGGGAGGCCGUCGGUGAUUGCGACUUUGCCAUUUUGUAUCACUCCAUGAACAGGGGGCGGCUCAAUAUCGCCGACGUGACCGAUUCUCUGUACGAUGAGGAGCUGGGAUUUCUGUCCAACACUCUUGGGAAUGACAAAGUGUUGGUGAUUGCCGAUGACCUAGAGGACAGCAGUGAUGAUGCAAAGAACAGAAUUCUUAACAGUCAACCAACCAUCAGGCGUGCAGCCCGGGGUAUAUUCCUGUUUAGCAGGGCAGACAAGAGGGAUAACAACACGAUAAGGAUCAAAAUGGCGCCCAUAAUAGUGAUUAUUACUGCAGUUAUCCACAAAUGGACAAGCAAGGGGGAUGAGGAGGAAGUCUUGUCUGAUGACGAGAAGACCUUGAAACCCAAAAAGAACUAUGUCUCGCUCCUAACUCAUAUAACUGCAAUAGCGUGUGUGGCAAAUGCAGUGCGGAGGCCGAGCCCAAGGAAUUGGGCUUUCGCCUUUUCCUGGGUCGCAGCUUCCCUUACAUAUUUGACAGAUCCGCCCCUUAUAGACAGACUGGGACUGAGCGAAUCCUGUAUCCCGCCGGCUGCGCUUGUGACAGCAAUUGCUAUAUCCCGGCCUCAUUGGCCUCGCAUGUCAUUAUGACUCUACAUGCGAUGUUGCAGAAGCAAAAAAGGGAGAGAAACCAAGUAAAAGGACACCAUUCUGGACUUUUAAAAUAAAGAUAAUGAUCCCAUUAGAAGGUUUCCAUUUAUGGCAAUAACAUAAUAAAAGAAAUAUAUAUAGUAACUUUCA
Molecule: messenger RNA, 1058 nt
Organism: Xenopus tropicalis (tropical clawed frog)
Lineage: Eukaryota; Metazoa; Chordata; Amphibia; Anura; Pipidae
Exons: 9
Coding region: 132-908 (258 amino acids)
Source: RefSeq, a predicted model, not a curated record